UUCUUGCAGCGUCGGAGUUUUGUAGGAGAUUUUCAGUUGGAGAUGUUUGGUAGGUGAGAAAACACGUUGAAACUGUUAUGUACCUAUAACAUAUCAAGUUAAUCGUCUACGCGAUGGUAGAAACUUUGCUACCAGUAGGUAGAUGCAAUACAAAAGGGAAACAUCAUAUUCACAUUAUUAGCCUCCUUUCAGAAAGAAGAAGAAGGGUUUGAUCAUCAAGAAGCAAUGAUGCCAUGUGUGCCAGCUCCAGAUGGGGAGUUACCGGAAAAAGGUGGCCACAACAAAAUUUGUUCCUUGGCCGGUAGAGAUAAGGUUUUGUGAACCUAACACUAAAACAAACCAGAAUAAAUCUGAGCCAAGUUUGAGGUAUUGGUUUAGAGCCAAAGGAAAACUUUCAGAUGACCAAGCUUUGCAUAGAUGUGUGGUGGCCUUUGCUUCAGAUCUGAUUUUUAGUAGUGUUAGUUUGAACCCACACCGAAGAACAGGUUUUAUGUCAGCUCCCCUUAGCCUGGACCACUCGAUGUGGUUCCACAGGCAACUUAGGGCUGACGACUGGUUAUUGUUCGUGAUUUUAAGUCCUACAUCUUGUGUCGCCCAUGGCUUUGUUUCGGGCCAAAUGUUCAACAGAAAGGGAGAGGUAAUUAGUUUACCUUUUCUUUAUCUCGUUGUUCCUUCUCUUUUUCCACCAAUUCCCUUUGUUGUCGUACUUUGUGUAUCUUGAUUUGCAGCUCGUUGUAUCAUUGACACAAGAAGCA
Molecule: messenger RNA, 755 nt
Organism: Hibiscus syriacus
Lineage: Eukaryota; Viridiplantae; Streptophyta; Magnoliopsida; Malvales; Malvaceae
Product: acyl-coenzyme A thioesterase 8-like
Exons: 8
Coding region: 251-721 (156 amino acids)
Biological process (GO): acyl-CoA metabolic process; fatty acid catabolic process
Molecular function (GO): fatty acyl-CoA hydrolase activity
Source: RefSeq, a predicted model, not a curated record